Cygnus atratus (black swan) is the source of this 533-nucleotide messenger RNA. It is a transcript of the gene SST, whose product is annotated as somatostatin. The transcript is spliced from 2 exons. NCBI's taxonomy places the organism in Eukaryota, Metazoa, Chordata, Aves, Anseriformes, Anatidae. Bases 1 to 351 code for a protein of 116 amino acids. Gene Ontology annotation, cellular component: extracellular region. Gene Ontology annotation, biological process: regulation of cell migration. Gene Ontology annotation, molecular function: hormone activity. The record is from RefSeq and is a predicted model, not a curated record.
AUGCUGUCGUGCCGCCUCCACUGCGCCCUGGCCCUGCUCUCCAUCGCCCUGGCCCUCGGCACCGUCUCGGCCGCCCCCUCGGACCCGCGGCUCCGGCAGUUCCUGCAGAAAUCCCUGGCUGCCGCCGCCGGGAAGCAGGAACUGGCCAAGUACUUUUUGGCAGAACUGCUCUCAGAGCCCAGCCAGACAGAAAAUGAAGCCCUGGAGUCUGAGGACUUGUCCCGAGGGGCCGAGCAGGACGAAGUGAGACUGGAGCUGGAGCGCUCGGCUAACUCAAACCCCGCUCUGGCGCCCCGGGAACGCAAAGCGGGCUGCAAGAACUUCUUCUGGAAAACUUUCACAUCCUGUUAGCUUUUGAAACCCACCUCUCCUCCCCAUCCAUCCCUGCCUUCUUCCUAGCCCCCCGCCCCGAGCAGAACCUUCACCGCAAGAGGCGAAGACUGUAAAUACACGGUUAUGGUGAAAUGAAACACACGAGGAAAAUCUGAGUUCGAUUUCAAGUUGUUUUAAUAAAACUUUCUGUUCCAAUUGUA